Aspergillus pseudotamarii is the source of this 1482-nucleotide messenger RNA. RefSeq lists its product as uncharacterized. The record is from RefSeq and is a predicted model, not a curated record. Bases 1 to 1482 code for a protein of 493 amino acids. NCBI's taxonomy places the organism in Eukaryota, Fungi, Ascomycota, Eurotiomycetes, Eurotiales, Aspergillaceae. The transcript is spliced from 3 exons.
AUGCGACCACCAUCCAAUCGCCUUCAAUCAACCUACCUUUCUCCCGAUGGAGAAGAUUAUUACCCAGUUCCCCCAGAAGGGCUGGACGUGGAUCUUCACAACGUCAACUGUGACCGGUAUCAAGUCCCGCUUGAGAACCGCUGUGGUCCAUGGCCACAUGGUUCCGUCAAAUCUCUCUGUCCACACCAACUCUUGAUGACCAAGGAGCAUCACGAUCAAGGGGCCAAGUUACAUGAGGCUUUGGCUCUGGCCCUUGAGGAUAUCAUCGAGCGGUGGUGGACGGAUGAGGAAGCACGGCUUCCGCAGCGGAUGCCUUUGGAGCCUCAGGAAGAGGACCUUUUGCGGUGGAUGAAUCAAAAUCCAUUGUUGAUCCCCCCGUAUCGAGAAUGCCAAGGGUCCUGGCGACCAGACUUUCUCUUGGAAAACGGGGAGGACUCGAAUGCAAUGGAGAGCUUUCGCAUCUGCGAAAUCAACGGCCGAUUCUGCUGGAAUGGCUAUGUGCAGACUGCCUUGGCCCAAGAGGGGGUCGAAGUCUUCAAUCUCGACAAAAAGAGGCUACAACACGGCGCAGAGCCGGAAGCGAUUCUAGGUGGAUUGUUGGGGCUUUUCAACCAUGAUCUCCCACUGCAUCUCCUCAAAGGCGAGGAACGUGGAAUGGAUAUCCACAUGUUUGUGGCCUUCAUGGAGGAGCGUCUGGGUGUCCGGCCCCGGCUGAUCACUCCCACCGAGCUGCGCUUGAUCCCUGAUAGCGAGAGCAAGACCGGCUAUAAAUUGUGCUGUCUUGCUGGUCCGCAGACUCCGGCUGAUCGGAUAUUUACCCUUGAUUCUGGCGAGGCCGUCGAGGAGAUCCACCAGGUUGGUCUGGAGCUGCACCAGCGGGAAUUCCGGGUCCUCUCGCCCGAGAUGAUGAAGGAGCUCAGCGUGCGCGGCUUCAACGACAUGCGGACCAUCCUGCUCACUCAUGAUAAGAGAAUGUUGGGAAUCGUCCUGCAGGAGCUGAGUUCGUUGGUCGCCAGAAAGGUCAUCUCCCCCGAAGACGCAGCGAGACUCGAAAACGGCAUCACGCCCACCAUUCUUCCCGGGUCCGCAGAGCUCGACAACCUCAUCGGCCGCUCCGCCGCAUCACCGCAGCUCAAGGACGGUUAUAUCCUGAAGCCGGUUCGGAGCGGAAAAGGCGCAGGCAUCCUCUUUGGCGACCAGCUAAGCCACGCCGAUUGGCAGGUCAAGCUGGAAGAGCUGACUUGCCCGCAGCUCAAGCCCGGCAGGACUGUCUACGUGGUGCAACGCAAGAUCGAUCAGCUGUACUAUGACAUUAUCAUUGGAAGGAGUGGAAAGCCAACAGCCUGUCAUAUCGUCGGGACUUACCAUGCGGUCAAUGGCGAAUUCCUGGGGCUGGGAGGCUGGCGAUGUAGCCCAGGGAGACUAUGUGCAGUGGCUGAUGGAGCGACCUGGACCUGUUCCGUGCGAUCUGCCGAAUAUUGA